Molecule: messenger RNA, 1544 nt
Organism: Epinephelus lanceolatus (giant grouper)
Lineage: Eukaryota; Metazoa; Chordata; Actinopteri; Perciformes; Serranidae
Gene: drc2
Product: dynein regulatory complex subunit 2
Biological process (GO): regulation of cilium movement; axonemal dynein complex assembly; cilium-dependent cell motility
Cellular component (GO): axonemal dynein complex; axoneme
Source: RefSeq, a predicted model, not a curated record
CAAACACACACCGGCGACUGCUGCAGCCUGAACAGCUCCGACAUCUGUCAAGAUAUUUUCUCACUCCCCACAGUCGGAUAUCAAAGAAAGCAGCAGAGUGAGGAAGAGGAGGAGGGAUCAUCAUGAAGAGAGCCAAGAAAGGUGGAGGUAAAGGUGGAGGGAAGACGGAGGAGGAGCGGCUGUUGUUGCUGCAGCAGAGAGCUCAGGCUGAGGAGGAGAUGACGAGGAAGAAGGAGGAGAUCCUCACACUGUUCCUGAAGGACAAGCUGCAGAAGGAGGAGAGGAACACGGCUGUGAACCUGCUGAAGAUCUGUGAAAGCUGGAGGUCGAUCCUCCGUCAGAGCCGAGCCGCCGAGGGGCACAGAGACUCUGUGGUGCACAGCCAGACCCAUGAGAGGCGGCUGGACCUGGUGGUCAGCGUCGUCGAGAAUCUGGAGCACGACCUGCAGCAGGCGGAGCGUCAGUUGGCUCAGGCGCGGCGUGUUCACCAGCAGCACCAGGAGCGUCUGGUGGCUCAGCACCACAAACAGCAGGAGUGUUUUGUGCAGCAGCAGUGGGACGACUGCCUGCAGCAUCUGAGCUCCAUGUUCAGCUCGGAGAGGGAGCAGAAAUCGUCUCUCUCUCAGCAGCUGGGAGAUAAACAGGAGCAUGUGAAGACCACUGUGAGGCAGCAGCACCAAACUGAGAUGAAUGAAAUCCUCAAACUGUUGGCUGAAAACACCCCAGCUGACAAGAGGACAGCUCUUGAAGAGGAGGAAGCUGAUAUGAUCCAGGAGAACACAGACAGGCCGGAGGAGGAGACCCCUCAGAACCAGGAAGCUGUGCAGCUCUGCAGCGUAGAAGCAGAGAAGCUCGGAAGAAGUCAACAGAAGAAGAAGCUGAAGGAAGACGUCGUCCGUCCGAGGGCGAGGCUGAACUCCAGUAUGAGAGAAAACGAGUUGGUGGAACAAGAUCUGAUGGCCGACAUCCGCCAGGUGAACAGGUGGACUCAUGAGCUCCGGGAUCGGCUGACUGAGGCUCGCGUGGCGGCCAGGAAACAGCUGACUGAGCUGACUGUCCAGAGCAACGAGGCUGCCAAGAAACUGCAGGCGGUCCUCGCCAAGGGUGGGAAGGUUUCACGAGUCGUCGCGAUGUGUCACAAGCUGGAGAAGAACGUCUUAGUAUCAUUACCACCUCCAGAGGAAGUGAGACAGGAGAGAAGUGGACUUGCGAUAGACGAACCUGUGCAGGAGAUAUCAGAGCUGCAGCAGGUGAUGAGGAGCAUCAACACGUCAGUGCUGCAGCGAGAAGCUCAGAGGAAACAGAAACGCGACCUGAUGCAAGAGAACCAGCAGCUGAGGAUUCUGCUGCGUCAGCACCUGGACGCCAUGAUGGUCAGCGACAGCGACAUCAACACACCCCACGCUCUGCUCAACGUGUACAGGGCCCCGGCCACAACGGCUCCCCAUGUCACCGACAGACGCCACAAUGUCAUCGAGGCUGUUUACGUCGUACAGCACUCACUGUGACAGUGUUACUGCAGAGCUGAGACGAGACUGGAUCAG